AUGUCCACCAUCAUGUCCACCAACAUGUCCACCAACAUGUCCACCAUCGUGUCCACCAUCGUGUCCACCAUCAUGUCCACCAUCAUGUCCACCAACAUGUCCACCAUCGUGUCCACCAACAUGUCCACCAUCGUGUCCACCAUCAUGUCCACCAUCAUGUCCACCAUCAUGUCCACCAUCAUGUCCACCAUUAUGUCCACCAACAUGUCCACCAUCAUGUCCACCAACAUGUCCACCAUCGUGUCCACCAUCGUGUCCACCAUCGUGUCCACCAUCGUGUCCACCAACAUGUCCACCAUCGUGUCCACCAUCGUGUCCACCAUCGUGUCCACCAACAUGUCCACCAUCAUGUCCACCAACAUGUCCACCAACAUAUCCACCAUCAUGUCCACCUUCAUGUCCACCAACAUAUCCACCAGUACCAAUAGACAUCGUCUACCAUCAAGUCAAAACCAGAACCGGAAAAUGAAAAACAAACGUGACUGA
Molecule: messenger RNA, 486 nt
Organism: Pecten maximus
Lineage: Eukaryota; Metazoa; Mollusca; Bivalvia; Pectinida; Pectinidae
Product: chitinase-like protein PB1E7.04c
Exons: 1
Coding region: 1-486 (161 amino acids)
Source: RefSeq, a predicted model, not a curated record